Miniopterus natalensis is the source of this 673-nucleotide messenger RNA. RefSeq names its product sarcolipin (gene SLN). Lineage: Eukaryota; Metazoa; Chordata; Mammalia; Chiroptera; Miniopteridae. The record is from RefSeq and is a predicted model, not a curated record. Gene Ontology annotation, cellular component: membrane. Gene Ontology annotation, molecular function: enzyme regulator activity.
AGAGAGAGGGAGAGAGGAGAAACCUACCACAGCAGGAGGUGAGGACAAGCAGAAGGUCUUUUGCGUGUCCACAGAAGUCUGCCUUGGGUUCUCACUGAGCCGCUCCGAGAAUGGAUCUAUCCCCCCGGGACCUGUGUCUCAACUUCACCAUUGUCCUGGUCACGGUUCUCCUCAUGUGGCUCCUCGUGAGGUCCUAUCAGUCCUGAGGCGGCAUGCCACUGUCCCGCUCUCCGGGGAUUGACUGCAACGCUCCAGAGCUGCCUGCUGUAUGUCCUGAGGUCCCACUGUGUAAUGGGAUGCCUGUCUUGGCACCCGAAGGCACUUCUGACCUGCACACACCAUAUCUGAGGUGCCUCCCGUGUUAGGAUCAAUUGUGUGUUCUCUAGAGAUGCUGCUCUCAAGGGCUGCCAAGUGUCUGCCAGUGAAUGUUAGAUUUAUUACCCAACUCUUACCGCAAAUGUGUUAGAUAAGCCACGAGGUUAACAUGAAACUGCAUUCAUGAUGACAUAGAAUUGUAAAAAACCCCUAACCUGUCUCACCGCACGUCCCUUCAACCCGCACUGUCUGCAACCAAACUUUAAAUCAUCCUGCCGGAAGAAAGAAAUGUUGGAGACAGGCUCUGUCAGCCCCGGCCGCAGCUAUCAUGUGAAUAAAGUUAAGUCAACCACAAAAA